CCUUUGUUUCACACCCCUUCUCUCUGUCUCCUCCACACCUCAGUCAUGCCAUCCACAAGCAAUACUGACGAUGAUGAGUUUGGGAUCAGCUCCUCAGAUGAAGCUGAUCUCAUUGCACUCCUGGAUGCGCCAACCCACGGCACGAAACGGAAAGCCUCCUUCGACGAGCCCCUACCCUCAAAGCGACGCCCUCCUUCAUUCUCAUGUGCGGUCACAGCCUUGACUAACAUGUUUGGCUUUAAAUCAUUUCAAUUGAAGCAGGAGCAGGUCAUAUCGAGAAUACUAUCCGGUCAGAGUGCAGCGGUCAUUUUCCCCACAGGCGGUGGGAAGAGUCUCUGCUACCAAAUCCCUGCACUGGUCUUCUCUGAGCUCGACAUACUCGAAGGAAUACGCGGGGAAAAAGAUAGUGGAAUCACGUUGGUCGUGUCUCCAUUGAUUGCACUGAUGAAGGACCAAGUCGACGGGCUUCUUCGACGCGGGAUCAAAGCUGCCUCGCUGGAUUCCUCUCGAAACAGAGAAGAGUACCUCAAAAUCUGUGACCAGCUACGAAAUGGAGAACUGCAGUUACUCUACUGCGCACCAGAAAGGCUGAACAAUGAGGGUUUUGUAGGACAAAUGAGAAAUGUUCGAGGGGGUAUCCGUCUGCUUGCGGUUGAUGAAGCGCAUUGCAUAUCAGAAUGGGGGCAUGCUUUCCGCCCAGAUUAUCUCAAGAUUGCAAGAUUUGUCACUGAGAUCAAAGCGGAGCGUGUGGUCUGCCUCACAGCUACCGCUACCCCACGGGUUGCGGAAGACAUCUGCAAAGCUUUCAAUAUCGAUAAAGCCGGUCUUUUUCGAACCUCCACAUACCGUCCAAACCUUCAACUGCUGGCUGAAUCAUCAAUUAAGAAGCAGGAAUUAUACCCACGCCUCUUUCAUUUCCUCAAUGAGAAUCCAGGGCCAACAAUUAUCUAUGUCACAAUCCAAAAGCAGACGGAAGCUCUGGCGGACGACUUGCGGCAACAGGGAUUCAACGCAAAAGCGUUUCACGCCGGUAUGGAUGCAGCUGUCAAAGCCAACAUACAAAACGAGUUUAUGCGUCGUGAUGACUUGAUAAUAGUUGCUACGAUCGCAUUCGGGAUGGGUAUUGACAAACCAAACAUCCGGAAUGUUGUGCAUUUCAAUAUUCCAAACAGUCUUGAAUCAUACAGCCAAGAAAUUGGUAGAGCUGGUCGGGAUGGGAAGAUUAGUACAUGUGUUUUUUAUGUGUGUGGAGAGGAUCUUCACCUGCGUGAAAUGUUUGCACGAGCAGAUCUUCCGUCUCGUAAGUCUCUUUGUGAACUCAUGAAGGAUAUAUUUGAUAAGAAUAAUGUCAAUAUCCCUGUUGGCGGAGAAUUCAAAACCAGUCACUACGAUCAAGAAAGGGAGUAUGAUAUACGACCAGUGGUUUUAAAGAAUAUCUACGCACAACUCGAAAUUGCUCAUGGCCUUAUCCGAGCGACUACACCGAUCUAUACCAGAUAUUCCUUUAAACCUGGACCUAAUUAUCAUGCGACUCUUGCAUCAGAUCCCUCUCCAGCGGCCAAGGCAAUCAAGGACUAUAGUCAAGCAGCGAGGAUAUGGACUACAAUUGACAUAGAGAGUGCUUCAGCGAGUCUUCGCGUCCCUCGAUCUGACAUCGUUCGCAAACUUAACGAUUGGAAUGAAAGCCAGGUCCUAGAACUCAAGAACGCAGGCGUACUGAAUGUGUAUAAAGUCAUCAAACCACUUCCACGCACAUCAGCCGAGAUUGAAGCAUUGGUUGACCAUAUCUACACUACAAUGCAGAAGCGAGAGCAGGAAGCCCUCGAUCGAACCGAGGAAAUGCUCCGUCUUAUUACGAGCAAAGCCUGUUUCUCGAGGUCCUUAGCGCAACACUUCGGUGACGAUUUGCCGGAUGGCAAAAGGGAAUGUGGUCAUUGUACUUGGUGUUUAACUCACGUUGCUGUUGUGCAAAAGGUUCCGCCUCCUGUGCAAUUCAAUCAUUCUGCCUUCAGAGCCAUCUUGAAGACUAUCCCUCACAGAGACGACCCCAGAUUUCUAGCUCGCGUUGCGUUCGGAAUAACCAGUCCUCGAGUGACCAAGCUGAAGCUCUCCCGGAAUCCGAUAUUUGGGUCUAUGGCGGAUCACAAAUUCCUAGACCUUCUCAACGCCUUUACACGUGAGUGCCAGAAAUAGUAGGAUGAUUGGAAAAUUUAUUCCCCAGGACAAUUUUUUACCCAUUAUCGGAGUAGUGACUGUGUCACUGCUUCUCCUGACCCUCCGCAUCUAGUAUGUUCGUGGUCGCAGCCUGUGUUAUUGUGAGCUCUCCGAGGCUUUCUUGUCCCUCCGUUGAGCCAUGAACUGAGAAAAGUUGAUUGCUUUUCUGAUUCCUGGUCUUGGUUUACCAAAAUCUUUGGUCAUGGAGUUACGGUAUAGUAAAUAUGGCGGUACCAUGAUACCCUAGGUAUGUAGAAGGACGGCGUUUGGGCAUGUCAAAUAUACAUAUAGUUCCUGCGACUUGGGGUGGGAUUUCACGGGGGAUUUUACAAGUUGAGGAGCAAAAACCCAUUCUACGAAUUCAUGUCCAAUGGGAAUUUGUG
Amorphotheca resinae ATCC 22711 is the source of this 2597-nucleotide messenger RNA. RefSeq lists its product as hypothetical. The coding region runs from base 46 to 2193 and encodes 715 amino acids. The transcript is spliced from 4 exons. Gene Ontology annotation, cellular component: cytoplasm; nucleus; chromosome. The record is from RefSeq and is a predicted model, not a curated record. Gene Ontology annotation, biological process: double-strand break repair via homologous recombination. Gene Ontology annotation, molecular function: ATP binding; four-way junction helicase activity; nucleic acid binding. NCBI's taxonomy places the organism in Eukaryota, Fungi, Ascomycota, Leotiomycetes, Helotiales, Amorphothecaceae.